This is a messenger RNA of Ficedula albicollis (Collared flycatcher), 4552 nucleotides long. RefSeq names its product SH3 domain containing ring finger 1 (gene SH3RF1). Gene Ontology annotation, molecular function: protein binding; metal ion binding. The transcript has 12 exons. The coding region runs from base 191 to 2800 and encodes 869 amino acids. The record is from RefSeq and is a predicted model, not a curated record. NCBI's taxonomy places the organism in Eukaryota, Metazoa, Chordata, Aves, Passeriformes, Muscicapidae.
CCCGCCCGCGGGUCGCUGUUCCCCGGGCAGCAGGGGAAUGUAGAGCAGUGGAUCGGGGAGGCGGUCCGGGCGCGGAGCCCGAGAACAGAGCACGGUCAGAAGAGGAAUGGAUGUAACAUGAUACCGUUGCAGCGCUCAAAACACACAAAUUCUGCGAAGAUUUGUUAUUUCAUUAAGUAAUAGAAGGAAAAUGGAUGAAUCGGCUUUGCUGGAUCUGUUGGAGUGUCCUGUUUGCUUAGAACGCCUUGAUGCUUCUGCGAAAGUGCUGCCUUGCCAGCACACGUUUUGUAAACGCUGCCUGCUGGGCAUUGUGAGCUCUCGCAAUGAGCUGCGAUGUCCCGAGUGCCGGACUUUAGUGGACUGCGGUGUUGACGAGCUCCCCAGUAACAUUCUGCUCGUUAGACUACUGGAUGGCAUCAAACAGAGGCCUCGAAAACCCGGUGGGACUGCUGGCACAAACGCGUUAAGGGUCCCCAUCAACACUGUAGCUAAUUGCGGGUCAAAGGACCUGCAGAGCUCGCAGGUUGGACAGCAGCAAAGGGUGCAAGCACGGAGCCCUCCUGUUAGGGGUGUACCUCAGUUACCAUGUGCCAAAGCAUUGUAUAACUACGAGGGAAAAGAACCUGGAGAUCUUAAAUUCAGUAAAGGAGACAUCAUCAUUUUACGUCGACAGGUGGAUGAAAAUUGGUAUCAUGGAGAAGUUAAUGGAAUCCAUGGCUUUUUUCCUACCAAUUUUGUUCAGAUUAUUAAGCCUUUACCUCAACCUCCUCCUCAGUGCAAAGCACUUUAUGAUUUUGAAGUAAAAGACAAGGAAGCAGAUAAAGACUGUUUACCAUUUGCAAAGGAUGAUGUUCUGACUGUAAUUCGCCGUGUGGAUGAAAACUGGGCAGAAGGAAUGCUGGCUGACAAGAUAGGAAUAUUUCCAAUUUCAUAUGUUGAGUUUAACACAGCAGCCAAACAGCUGAUAGAAUUGGACAAGCCCUCAGGUUCUGCUGUUGAUUCUGGAGAAGGUACCUCUGGGGCAGCCCACAACAAUUCAACCCAAAAGCACAGCGAUACUAAGAAGAACACCAAAAAACGACACUCUUUUACCUCCCUCACCAUGUCCAACAAGGCUUCACAGUCUUCUCAGAACCGCCACUCCAUGGAAAUCAGUCCUCCUGUCCUCAUCAGCUCCAGCAACCCCACGGCAGCAGCCCGCAUAAGUGAGCUGACGGGACUGUCCUGCAGUGCCCCCUCUCAGGUUCACAUUGGCACUACAGGGCUUAUUGUGACUCCACCCCCCAGCAGCCCAGUCACAACAGGGCCUUCCUUCACCUUCCCCUCAGAAGUUACCUACCAAGCUGCUCUUGGUAAUAUGAAUCCCCCACUUCCGCCACCACCUCUCUUGUCUGCUGCAAUCAUUGCAUCGGCCACUUCUGGACCUCAAUCUACAAGUGUCAUACAAAGGUCUGCAUCAGGAUCAACUGACCAAGUGGCACAUUUACGACCACAAGCUCGUCCAAGUGUGUAUGUUGCUAUCUACCCCUACACUCCUCGAAAAGAAGACGAACUGGAACUGCGGAAAGGAGAAAUGUUCCUAGUGUUUGAACGCUGCCAAGAUGGCUGGUUCAAGGGAACUUCCAUGCAUACAAGCAAGAUUGGUGUUUUUCCUGGAAAUUACAUGGCUCCAGUUACAAGGACGGUGACAAGUGCAUCACAAACAAAAGUUCCCAUGUCUACUGCUGGCCAAACAGGACGAGUGGUGACUAUGGUCAGCCCUUCCACUGCUAGUGGAACAUCCCAGAAGCUCCAGGGGAAUGGUGUGGCAGUGAACUCCAGCUCAGUACCCACAGCAGUGGUUUCUGCAGCACAUGUCCAAACCAGUCCGCAAAGCAAGGUCCUUAUGCACGUGACAGGACAAAUGACAGUCAACCAGGCUCGAAAUGCAGUUAGAACAGUUGCCUCACAUAGUCAAGAAAGACCUACGGCAGCCGUCACACCCAUACAAGCACAAAGUCCAACAUGCCUUAUUCCUGCAGCUGUGAUCAUUCCCCACCACUCUGUUGCCUCCCAGCAGCUCCAGCCCCAGCUUCCAAAUACUGCUGCUUAUGUCACAGCCGUGAAUGUGAACCGUUCAACCAUCCCUCUGGCAUGUACAGCAGCUUCUUUGAAUUCUAACAUUGCUGCUUCAUCUUUGGAGGGAGAUGCCAGUGGAAAAACAGCAAACACACACCCUGGAGCUCCUGCAUCUCCAGAGAGUGCUUUAACAGCUGGUGGAAAUGCUGCUGUCAGUAAAACAGAUAAGGAUGGCAAGAAAGAAAAGAAAGGCUUGCUGAAACUGCUUUCUGGAGCAUCCACCAAACGCAAGCCUCGACUGUCCCCGCCAGCAUCCCCCACCCUGGAGGCUGAGCAGGCAGCGGCAGAGCUGGCCCUGCAAGGUGCAGUGGGGCCAGAGCUGCCGUCAGCAGGCGCUCACAGCAAGCCUGGCUCCUGUCCUGCCGACAGCGAGGCCCCUGGGCUGGCACAGGAGGCCCUGCAUCGCAAAGCCGCUUCCCUGGAUCCCUCCAUCCCCGUCGCCCCGCCGCCGCGGCAGCCUUGCUCAUCCCUGGGGCCGGUCCUCAAUGAGUCCAGGCCUCUUGUGUGUGAGAGGUACAGAGUUGUGGUAUCCUAUCCUCCUCAGAGCGAAGCAGAACUUGAACUUAAGGAAGGUGACAUUGUUUUUGUACACAAAAAACGUGAGGAUGGCUGGUUCAAAGGCACUCUGCAACGAAAUGGAAAGACUGGCCUUUUCCCUGGCAGCUUUGUAGAGAACAUUUGAGAAGGUUCAUUCCAAGAGCUUCAAAUCAUACUGUACUGUAAAAUAGCACAAAUAUUUUGCCAGAAAAAGCACAGUCAUGAAAUAUUUUCAAAUGACUGUAAUGUAAACAAAAAUCUACAUAUUUUUACAGUGUCUAUAGCACAAUUACACCAGCGAACAAAGGAGAUGAAGGCAUCUGCUGGUUUUAUCACUUUGAAUUCUUAAGUGUGAUGUGUGCCUUGUACUGUCUGAUUUACUAUAUAGAGGAAUUUUUUCCCCAAGUAUGUUACAUAAAUGAGCAAUUGUUUACAAGGCUGUAACUAAUUUAUUCUUGUUUUUUUUUUUUAAACUUGAAUUUUGUGUAAUAGCUAAAAUUCUUGUGACUAUGAUUUUAACAAAUUAUUAAUUUAUGAAAUAAUAACAAAGGGGAAGCUGGAUUCUCUCCUUAUGAGCAAGCAAUUAUAUCUGAUAAAGAGCCUCCCAUUUAUCCUCUGGACAUUUUUCCCCUGCUGUGUCUGACAGUGGAGUAAGUCUCUGUUGUAUGAGUUAAUGUUGAGUGGUGGUGAUGUGGCGUCAAAUAGAAUUUGCCAAAUGGGGAAAAAAAUGUAUUUUCUUCUUUGGACAGAGAAAAAAAGUCAGUGGUGUACUUGAGUCUAGUUUUACUUCUUCAUGAAUCACCUAAGUAGAGUAAUGUUUUCAGGAGGCAAAGAUGUAUGUGAACAACUGAACAAAGCCAUCUCAAGGUUAGGAUCAUCUCAAGGUUAGGAAAGAAGAAAUUUAGGAGUGCCAACAAGAAAUUCCCUAUACCUUCUGUUCAUAUGAUAACUUGGCUAUUUGAACAAAGCUUAGCUUUGUAUAUUUGGCCAGUUCUUUGGGCAUUUAGCGCUCAGCAUCCAACUAAAUUGGAAGGAAUGUUAAAGCCCAACACUUAGAAUGAAUAUAACUUGACAACAUCUGUUUGAUAAGACUGAAUAUAAAAAUAAAAUUAUAAGUUGUACUUAAUGUCUAAAAAUGCCUAAGAUGUGUAAUUUGCUGUUUUCUUCUCAAAAUGAUCUGCAUGGCCAAGAGAUGUUUUAAAAUGUCUGAGCAGUAGUGGUGGUAAGUGAUGCACUUGUGUUAAAGUAAAAGGCUGUAUGAAACACUGUGAAAACUUUACAAACUUCUUAACCAUUGCUACUUUGCUAUGUUCUGACUUUUUCUUUGUCUUGCAUGUGUUACUCAAUUCCUGCAGUAAUGUAACUGUGCAUGGUUGGCAUUUUCCAUCCCAAUUUCCUGUUGCUGGGCUAUUUUGCUCUGAAAGUUUCCCAAAAGCCACUUGACCAAAACUAGUGAGCAACUUACCUUCAACCAGAGAAGGUGUCCAGUGUUUGAGUCAUUAGUGAAAUUUUUUUAAUGUUGUCCUUGCAGCUGAUGGAUAGAAAGAAUGCAGCCUACAAGAAAUACGUUGUUAGUCUUUCAGGGGUUUUUUUUAGAGAUUUCACACUGGUGAACACACGCGCUGCUCAGCUGAACCUGUUUUUUUACUUUAUUGUUUAAUUAUAGCAGUUUAGUGGUGAUUUUUUGUAAGACACUGAGCACCAUCAUCCAUUUAAAUCCAUUAAAUCUGAUGUUAUUUGGCUGUUACUCAGCACUUUACAAAGGGAAGCCAGUAAGGUGAUUCAGUGUCGCACAGUACACAGAAACAGUGGUCUGUUAAAUACUUUUAAUUUUCUUGAAGUUAUACAUAGAAAAAUAUCAAAGUUAAUGACAGAGAUGUUUUGCAAUAUCAGGUAG